AUGCCUUCCAUUCGAGAGGACUCAAAGGCAGCAAGUCUUCUCUUGUGCUCUUACAUCUGCUCAACCCUUUUCGAUAAGACGCAUCUUCUAUGCAUUUGCAAGCCAACAGAUCUGCUCGGUGUUCUGGUACAGUUGUCUAUUGAAGCUGGGCAGACAGAAGACUCGCCAGGUAUGGCUUUUUGUGCAAUUUGCAUUAGUCCAAAGCGAGCCGCUUGA
Messenger RNA from Protopolystoma xenopodis, 216 nucleotides. NCBI's taxonomy places the organism in Eukaryota, Metazoa, Platyhelminthes, Monogenea, Polystomatidea, Polystomatidae. The record is from the annotation of a GenBank genome assembly.